Molecule: messenger RNA, 1047 nt
Organism: Polypterus senegalus (gray bichir)
Lineage: Eukaryota; Metazoa; Chordata; Cladistia; Polypteriformes; Polypteridae
Product: olfactory receptor 1-like
Exons: 3
Coding region: 1-1047 (348 amino acids)
Biological process (GO): G protein-coupled receptor signaling pathway
Cellular component (GO): membrane
Molecular function (GO): olfactory receptor activity; G protein-coupled receptor activity
Source: RefSeq, a predicted model, not a curated record
AUGGACUUUGAAGCUGCUGACCAUAUCAUUGAUCGCAUCAUCAAGGUUACAUAUCAGUAUACCUCUGAUUGGCCCCUGUACAUUGAGAUCUUUAAGGAUUUCAAACAGCUUGCGAAGCAGACAUCACUGACAUAUCAAAGGUUCAACAAGACAGCGUCAACAGUGAGCAACAUGACUGUUUCUGUGUCUGAAUUCAUCUUGCACUGUCCCAUCAGUUACGAGCAGAGAGACCUUACAGUAUCGAUUCUGUUCUUUAUCUACUUAGUGACUUUACUAGGAAAUGCGCUGGUAAUUUUGGUCAUAAUAAUGAACCAUCAGCUGCAAAAACCAAUGUACCUGUACAUUAGUACUUUAGCAGCUAUAGACUUGAUUAACAGCUCCAACCUUAUCCCUAAAAUGAUAGCAGUCCUUUUUGAUUCAGCAGCCAUUCCAUAUGGACCUUGUGUGUUGCAGAUGUAUAUCGUUUAUCAUUUGGAGGUGGCAGAAUCCCUUAUUUUUGUGUUUAUGGCAGGUGAUCGCUACAUGGCUGUUCUUCAUCCUCUUCGAUACCCCUCACUUGUCACAAACAAAACUGUUUGGAUUACGGUUUUCCUGUCCAACUUUAUUAGUGCCAUGGUGAUCACACCAUAUGUGGUAUAUGUCAAUGAAGUCCAUUUCUGUGUCACCAAUAUUCUGCCAUACUGUUUCUGUGACUAUGCCACAAUGAUUCACGUAUCCUGUGGUACAGAUCCCAAGUAUUUAGCUACAUUGUCCACCACUGCUUCUAUUUUCUGCAUUGGUCCUAUUACACUAAUUUUGUUUUCCUACAUUAGAAUUGCACAGGCAGCAUUAAAGAUCACUUCUAGUGAUGGGAAGAGUCAUUUGGGUGAUUUUCUUUUCCUCCAAGGCAUCAUGGCAGAUUUUCAAGACAGAAUGAUGAUUGCGUUUUUCUACAUCGAUGAACUUGUUCAUAAAGAGUUUCUUCACCAGGAACAGACUGCUUAUGAGCAACAUUAUGCUGAACUGCUGAGGCAUCUUCAGGAAAACACCAUGAAAAGAACCUCCUGA